AUGGAGCUUAUCCAGGCCACCCAGGUUUCCUUGCUGCCUCAGGAAGGCCUUACAGCUACCUGGAGUAACAACUCCAUUCCCCCCUACUCCAAUUUCCUGCUCCUCUCCACUCCUUCUGAACCGCUUCUCGACUUCAUCCCAAAUGAUGGCUCUUUCCUCUUAAACAGCACCAGGCAGAACGGCACCAAAUCUGAAGCUGAAUCCCUCCCUGGCCUGGCUGGAAUCUUCAUCCCUCUUAUCUAUGGGAUAGUCUGUGUUGUUGGUCUCGUGGGCAACACUCUAGUCAUCCAUGUUAUUGUGAACUACACCAAGAAUGAGUCCGUCACCAACAUCUAUAUCCUCAACUUAGCCAUUGCAGACGAGCUCUUCAUGCUUGGCCUGCCUUUCUUGGCGGUGCAAAAUGCUCUGCUCUCUUGGCCCUUUGGGUCUCUAAUGUGCCGUGUGGUCAUGACAGUGGACGCCAUCAACCAGUUUACCAGCAUCUUCUGCCUGACUGUGAUGUCAGUGGACCGCUACCUGGCUGUGGUGCACCCCAUCCGCUCCUUCUGGUGGCGGCGCCCCCGUGUGGCCAAGGCCAUCAGUGCCACAGUUUGGGCAGGGUCCUUUGUGGUGGUGCUGCCGGUGGUGGUGUUUGCCGACGUGCUGAAGGAUGAUGGGAACUGCAGCAUCGUGUGGCCUGAGCCAGCAGAAGUGUGGAAGACGUCUUUCAUCGUGUACACGUGCACCAUGGGCUUCUUCUGCCCCCUGCUGGUCAUCUGCAUGUGCUACCUGCUGAUCGUCAUCAAGGUGCGCAGUGUUGGAAAACGGGCACAGGCCACGUCGUCUCGGCGCAGGAAGUCAGAACGUAAAAUCACCAGGAUGGUGGUUGUUGUGGUGGCAGUGUUUGUCCUUUGCUGGCUACCAUUCUAUGCUCUAAAUAUAGUCAACCUCUUGGUGGUCCUGCCCGGGGACUUCAGGGGGCUCUACUUUUUUGUUGUUGUGCUGUCAUAUGCAAACAGUUGUGCCAACCCCAUACUGUACGGAUUUCUGUCUGACAACUUCAAGAGAGGCUUCAGGAAGGCUCUGUGUGGCACUUCACAUAGGGUGAAGAACAACGACAGGGCUUGCACUGAGGUACAGAGGCCAACAGAGGAGUGGGGCGGCAUUGUGCUCCAAGUACAAAAAAGUGAAGGAGUCGCUGUUGUGCAUCGGAAAAACUGUGGUGAAAAAAAAGAGGAGGAGGAGGAAAUCAAUGGAACAGAAGGGGCCAUGCAGAUGAGUGAAAUAUGCAAAAGGUCACAAAAUGGUAACCACAGUGGAGUAACAGAGGGCGUGAGCCCCCAGGUCAUGCAGAGGAGUAAGUCAGAGCUGGAACACUCUGGUCAGACAGCCACAAAUGGAGAACCGGCUGGGAAGGGCCCAGGCUUUGAUAGUGCUGAGGCAGCAUCCCCUAUAGCCAGUAAAAGUAGAAACAGCAGGUCACAACCUGAAGAAUUCCUGGACAAAAACAAUGUGCUUGAAAUCAGCUAUCUGUGA
Molecule: messenger RNA, 1515 nt
Organism: Micropterus dolomieu (smallmouth bass)
Lineage: Eukaryota; Metazoa; Chordata; Actinopteri; Centrarchiformes; Centrarchidae
Product: somatostatin receptor type 5-like
Exons: 2
Coding region: 1-1515 (504 amino acids)
Biological process (GO): neuropeptide signaling pathway
Cellular component (GO): membrane; neuron projection
Molecular function (GO): neuropeptide binding; somatostatin receptor activity
Source: RefSeq, a predicted model, not a curated record